Messenger RNA from Diachasma alloeum, 4159 nucleotides. RefSeq names its product transcriptional adapter 2B (gene Ada2b). The coding region runs from base 1068 to 2510 and encodes 480 amino acids. Lineage: Eukaryota; Metazoa; Arthropoda; Insecta; Hymenoptera; Braconidae. Gene Ontology annotation, cellular component: SAGA-type complex; nucleus. The record is from RefSeq and is a predicted model, not a curated record. Gene Ontology annotation, biological process: regulation of transcription by RNA polymerase II; chromatin remodeling. The transcript is spliced from 9 exons. Gene Ontology annotation, molecular function: zinc ion binding; chromatin binding; transcription coactivator activity.
UUUCUAGGUAUCAUCGUUUUUGUAUUUUUUUGGUUGGAAUUCACUUUUGCGCACUAUGACGUGGGUAAAACUCAGGAACACUUUUUAAAACUUUGGCUUCUAGUUAGGAUUGUGAAGGAACAUUCCUAUAUCAAAUUUGAGGGCGAUAUAUGUGAUAGUUCUUGAGAUGAAACAAUUCACCCACAAUUGAGAAAAAAAAUUAAAGCAUCUAUAUUUCACCGUUCAUUUUCACAUCAGUAUAAUUGAGAAAGCCAUAUAACAUAAAUAUAUGAUUUUUUCAAAUUUAUUUUAUAGAAAUAUGGGAAAAUGAUUGGGAUCGGCCUUAAUAUUUUCAAAAAUGGUAAUCCUUAUGCCUUUAUUUUUUUAAAACGAACAUUGGGAUCCAUUCGGAAGCCUACUACCUAUGACAUUUGUAGAAAUAACAAUAGGAGAAAAAAAUACGUGGAGAUUAACAGUCAUAUAUAAUCUGUCAAAUGGCUUAUGUCGCGUUGCUUGUUUAUUUUAUGUUUCAUUAUUUGGGUUAGCGUUCAUUAUUACUAUUGUUUGCUUCAGAUUAUACUUUUCGAUAAAGAAUAAGGAAGUACAACCUGGACAAAUUUUUAUACGAAAUUUCAAAUAUAGCAUUGGUGAAUCUGCUCACAUUUCUUUUCUAAAAUCCAGCCAAUCCCUUUUCGCCACUUCAAAUAUCUCUCACGAAACAUUCAUGAAAACAAAAUCCCUGAAUCCCUAGCUAGUAAAUUCCGGUUGCCUCGCUCGAUUGCAUGAAGUCCGGUCGUUCUACGGCGCUGUAUGGCAAGUAAAACCCCUAGCGUAGAGAAGUCCCGCGCAUGCGAAGUCCAAUCCUAAAUUUACACUCAUAAACAUUUUUUUCAAUCGACAAUCAUCAUCGGAUUAUCACGUUUAGAGGUAAAUUAUCCCAACGCCUUCCAAUAAAUAUAAUGUCGAAGUAAACUACUGAAAUUCAAUAGAAUUCCGUCCAUUAAUCAUGCUCAUUUCGAGGAUUACGGGACUCUAGCAUGCGGUGACGUCACUCAUACACUAUUCUGAAAGAACGCUGUGGGACGAUAAUGGCGGAAUUGUACGCAAAAUACAACUGCACGUACUGCCAAGAGGACAUCGCGGGGCUGCGGGUAAAAUGCGUCGAAUGCCAAGAAUUCGAUCUCUGCUUACAGUGUUUUUCUGCUGGCGCCGAAAUUGGACAACACAAGAACAACCAUUCGUACCAGUUUAUGGACUCUGGUACCAUCAGUAUAUUCAGUGGGCGAGGGAAUUGGACAGCAAGGGAACACCUCCGAUUACUAGACGCAAUCGAACAAUUUGGCUUUGGUAACUGGGAAGACAUAAGCAAGCAUAUCGAAACACGUACCCCGGAAGAGGCUAAAGAGGAGUACAUGGCCAGAUACCUCGAUGGAAACAUUGGUAAACACACCUGGCCACCAACAGAAAGUUACAAACCCAACCUUACUGAUCAAACAAGCUCUGAUCAUGGACCAUUGUCACCUGAUCUUACGUCUCGACUUCCUCCUUUGGAUAUCACCCCUGAAGAAGCUGCGCAGUUGGGAUAUAUGCCUCAGAGAGAUGAUUUCGAACGAGAUUAUAAUCAUGAGGCAGAGUCACUGGUUUCGUCCCUGUUCUUGAACCCAGCCGAGGACGAUGACCUCGAUAUCGCCCUCAAAUUGGCCCACGUUGAUAUGUACACAAAUAAUUUGCGAGAACGAGCACGGAGAAAACGUGUAGUCCGUGAUUAUCAACUAGUAUCCCAAUUUUUCGCCUCUUCCAGGAAGGAAAAAGGCAUUAAAAAGAAGCAGACUAGAGAAGAAAAAGAUUUUAGAGAACGCCUGCGUGUCUUUGCCCAGUUUUACACAGCCCAAGAGUACGAGCAAUUUCUGGCAAACUUAGAGAGAGAACGUGAACUAAGAUUACGUCUCUCUGAACUCUAUCGUUACCGAGAAAAUGGGAUAACAAGACAUGAAGAGUGCACACACUUCGAGCAAGUAAUUGUGCAAACACAGGGUUCAACUGAAGCGGCAGAUCACUGGACUGAGAAAAAAUCUGGCAGCAGUGGGCCGUCCACACCAACACUCCGCCACACCUCAAAAAGAAGAGACGAAGAAAAAAAUCACUCUUUCAUCGACCGAAAGUACAUGUCAAAAGAAUCAGCCAGCUCCAAAAUAGUCAAUCACAGUCGGACGACGACUCAAACCAAUCAGUCGGUGGAGCUGGAUAACACGUCAAAUUAUUUAUUACAAAAAUCUGGUGGCUCAUUAUUAACCAAGACAUCAGACAAAAGGGACAUAGAGGUGGAGGCUGCAGCGCAUCUGCUUACCAAACAGGAAAAGUCCUUGUGUGUUCAGCUCGAUCUUAAGCCCACGCAGUAUUUAACACAAAAAACCUUGUUGUUACAAGAAUAUCUGAAUGGUAAUCGAAAAUCUACGAUAAUUCCUCAAUCAGAGCCGGAAAACAGGAUUCUUCAUUACCUCGUUACGAACGGUUGGAUUGCAGCCAAUUAAUUCCCCCCUCAAGUCAACUACCACAAGCCUAAUAAUCCUCACCUCUAAGUCACACCAAUAUUAACCUAAUGAGUAAGAGUAAUUAAAUCAUAAAAACCAUCAAUCUGAAUUUUUCCCUUCAGCAGAUUUUCAAGGAAAACAUAACUGAGUUAGAAUAAAAAAAUGGAUAAGAAAGCGUCAGAAGCUUUAACCAGAUACGUCCGGGAUUGUGAUUAAGAAUAAUAAGGAGAAGAAAAAGAUGUAAAGGGUACAAGGACUAAAUUAUCAGUGAGACCACCUAGACGAUACAUUCACAACCAUUCAUUUUACUGAUAAACUAAUCAGUCACCUCUAUCACUUGAAUAAAUUUCGUCCUUAAUUUAUUGAAAAAAAAAUGAUUCCAUCUGUGUCUCAUAUUUUUAAACUUCCACCACAAUCAUGAAAUCCAAUUUUCCUCUUAUCAAUUAAUAGUAAUGACUCAUUCGUUGCGCAGUGAAACGAAAAAAUAGUAGAAGCUUAAAUGACACGCAUCAAUAUUUUUCCACUAUAAUUGAUGGCGUUCUUAAACGUUUGAAUUGAAUGAUUAAUUGAAAUGGUGAAAAACAAACCAACGGACCAGACCUGUGCACUUUAUUUUGUAAAUGUCUUUCGAUCUGUAAGAUACAUCAAGAACAUUCAUCAAGAGACUUUUUGAUCUUCUUGAACAUUGAUCACGAACAAUAUUUCAAUAUAUUUCUUGAAUUGAAAAUCAUGAUGGGAACGAGUAGGCUUCACGAAAUAUAUCAAAACAUUUUUUUUGUAAAAGAGAAAAUCUCCAAAGAGAAUGCUCUUGAUAUUUUCCUCAAGGGCCACUCAUUUCGGAGCUACAAGUGAAAUCACAGUAUACAAUGAAGUUGAAAAAGAUUUGUCGUCAUCUCCUGUUCUUUAUCUUUUCUAAAUAUUUAAAUGUAAACUAAGUAGAAACAAGUUGGGAAUUUUCAUGAUUAAUUGAUUGUGUAUUCUAAUGAAUUGCCCAUAGACCUACAGAUAAGUAGUGAUGACGACAGUCACUGUGUACUUACAAGCAAAGUCAAGAUUGUAUAUAAAUUGUACAAUGAAAUAUGAAUUCUAAUUACUAGUAAAAAUUAUAGUUUUAGGAAUUUUCAAAAUAUUUUUGUUAAAUUCGUUUAUAAAAUUCAUCUGUAAAUUUUUGGGGAAAAUUAACGAAUCCUCUCGAUGUUAAUUGAUUCAAAAGUUUUUCAAAUCAAUUAUUAUUGUAUAAUUAUGAAACGGUUUUUAAUCAUUCUUUUUUUUAUCCCUCAAAUUUUCCUUGGAUAGAGACUCUUAAUUCUAGAUUAAGCUUGUGAGUAUUCAAGCGAAUAAAAGGGAAAAGGAUUGGGCAGUGUUGAACCGAAUAAUGGAUUUCAUGAUGUAAUCGCGGCAGUACCUGAAAGGGGGAAGGGUGUUAAAAAUAUUUAAGGUUAGAAGAAAAAGUGAAAAAUAAUCAAUUAUCACCUAUUUUGAUCGAAUGGAAAAUAACACUGAGCAAAGAAUCAGAUCUAUAAAGACAAUGAACAGAUUCAGAAAUUGUGAGAGCAAUUGAUGUGAAAAUGAUUGGAAAUUGUGAACUAAAUUAAUUUGUUGUAUAGUAUGACAGAAUGAUGGAAAUAAAAUCGAGAUGUCUCAUCUAA